Messenger RNA from Dovyalis caffra, 405 nucleotides. Lineage: Eukaryota; Viridiplantae; Streptophyta; Magnoliopsida; Malpighiales; Salicaceae. The record is from the annotation of a GenBank genome assembly.
AUGCUAGUCUUUAGCUUACUCAGCAAUGAGAUAGGUUUUGCUCUCGGGGACAUUGGCACUGCUGCUUCUUAUGCACCACCAUAUUUACCUACCAAGUGUCAUGGCAACAGACAAGACCAAUUCCCACCAGGGAACUUGUUUGUUUCUGUGAGUGAGGGUUUGUGGGAUAAUGGAGCUGCCUGUGGGAGGCGUUACAGGUUGAGGUGUCUAAGUGGAGAUAAUAGGCCAUGCAAGGAUGGAACUAUAGAUGUUAGGGUGGUGGAUUUAUGCAGAAAAUCACCAUGCCCCUCUACUAUUCUCUUGUCAACUGAUGCCUUCUCUGCUGUAUCACGUUCUCGAUCCGCAAGAAUCAAUGUUGAAUACAUCCAGUACGUAUCUCCUCCUCCUUCUGUACUUAAAAAGUAG